Molecule: messenger RNA, 1255 nt
Organism: Drosophila innubila
Lineage: Eukaryota; Metazoa; Arthropoda; Insecta; Diptera; Drosophilidae
Product: aminomethyltransferase, mitochondrial
Exons: 2
Coding region: 2-1231 (409 amino acids)
Biological process (GO): glycine catabolic process
Cellular component (GO): mitochondrion
Molecular function (GO): protein binding; aminomethyltransferase activity
Source: RefSeq, a predicted model, not a curated record
AAUGAUGUUCAAGCUAAGCAGCCGACUGCAAUCUCUGAAGGGGCUGCCAUUUGGCUGGCAGGGAUUACGCCACGCCUCCACGGAGGGAGAGCGCACAGCUCUCUAUGAUUUCCAUGUGCGAAAAGGAGGCAAGAUUGUCAACUUUGGAGGCUAUGCCUUGCCCGUGCAGUAUACAGAUCAGAGUAUCAUAGCCUCCCAUCUAUAUACGAGAAGUGUCGGCUCAAUUUUCGAUGUGUCGCACAUGUUGCAGACCUUUGUGAGGGGCAAGGAUGCGGCUGCUUGUCUGGAAUCCAUCUGCACCGCUGACAUUCUGGACAUGCCCGAGGGUAGCGGAAGUUUGACUGUGUUUACCAAUGAGCAGGGUGGCAUUUUGGAUGAUCUGAUUGUGAAUAAGGUCAAUGAGAAGGAGCUCUAUGUGGUCUCCAAUGCGGCAAUGAAGCAACAGGACAUGAAUAUCAUGAAAUCAGCUGUCUCACACUUCAAAUCCCAAGGCAGAGAUGUGUCUAUUGAGUUUCUCACACCCUCGGAACAGUCACUGAUUGCAGUUCAAGGUCCACAGGUGGCCAAGGAACUGGGAAAGUUAUUGGCAAAGCCAAAAGUCUUCGAUCAGCUUUACUUUAUGCGUUCUGCGAUUUUCGAGCUGGCGGGAAUUAGCAAUGUGCGCAUCACUCGCUGUGGCUACACAGGUGAGGAUGGUGUGGAGAUUUCCGUGCCGUCCACUCAGGUGGAGUCCCUGACAGAAGCUUUACUCGCUGGUGGUCAGCUAAAACUCGCUGGCCUCGGAGCAAGAGACUCACUUCGCCUGGAGGCUGGUCUCUGUCUCUAUGGCAGCGACAUCGAUGCACAGACAACGCCUGUGGAGGCAGCACUUUCCUGGUUGGUUGCCAAGCGACGUCGCAGCAGCGCCGACUUCCCUGGAGCUCAACAUAUUCUCAAGCAGCUGAAGGAAGGCGUCCAGCGACGUCGCAUUGGACUGCAAAUGCUGGGUGUCAAGCCACCACCAGCACGGGCCGGAGUUGCCAUCUACAGUGAGGGACAACAGGUGGGUCAGUUGACCAGUGGUUGUCCCAGUCCCAGCACGGGACGCAACAUAGCCAUGGGUUAUGUGCAGGAGCAUCUCAAGAAACCCGGCACACAAGUCCAGCUCAAAGUUCGCGAGAAAUUCUAUGAAGCAGAGAUUACACGAAUGCCCUUCGUGAAGGCCAACUACUUCAAUAAACCCAAGCAAUAAAAUCAAGGACAAAAGUAAUUGAAA